Messenger RNA from Sphaerodactylus townsendi, 3152 nucleotides. RefSeq names its product polypeptide N-acetylgalactosaminyltransferase 6-like. The record is from RefSeq and is a predicted model, not a curated record. The transcript has 9 exons. Gene Ontology annotation, cellular component: Golgi apparatus. Lineage: Eukaryota; Metazoa; Chordata; Lepidosauria; Squamata; Sphaerodactylidae. The coding region runs from base 1 to 1215 and encodes 404 amino acids.
AUGUUGUUUACAGCUACCAGUUUGCCUUUUGAGAGGCUGGACGGAACAAACUACAUGCCAUUCCAAGCCGUCUUCAACUGUGCUUAUCUUACUCUGAAUGCUUCCGAAGUCCACAUGGGCUCAGAGGCGGCAGGCAGCACACAUAAGGGAUGUCAUAUAGGUGAAUGUUUCCAUGGCUGGUUAGAACCUCUCUUAUCCCGCAUUGCAGAGGAACCUACAGCUGUGGUCAGCCCUGACAUCACCACCAUUGACCUGAACACCUUUGAAUUUUCCAAGCCGAUUCAAUAUGGGAAGCAGCACAGUCGGGGUAACUUUGACUGGAGCCUGACUUUCGGAUGGGAGGCCAUCCCUCAGCAUGAGAAGCAGAGAAGGAAGGAUGAGACUUACCCUAUCAAGUCUCCCACAUUUGCUGGCGGCCUGUUUGCCAUUUCUAGGUCCUAUUUUGAACACAUAGGAUCCUACGACGAUCAGAUGGAAAUCUGGGGAGGGGAGAAUGUGGAGAUGUCCUUUCGGGUGUGGCAGUGUGGAGGUCAGCUGGAAAUCAUCCCCUGUUCAGUGGUUGGCCAUGUGUUUCGGUCAAAGAGUCCCCACACUUUCCCAAAAGGAACUCAAGUGAUCUCCAGGAACCAAGUGCGCCUGGCAGAAGUCUGGAUGGACAGCUACAAGGAGAUCUUCUACAGGAGAAAUCAGCAGGCUUCCCAAAUGGCUAAGGAGAAAACAUACGGAGACCUCACUGCCCGGCUUGAACUGAAGGAGCGGUUGCGUUGCAAGAAUUUCACCUGGUAUCUGCAGACUAUUUAUCCUGAGAUUUUCAUUCCAGACCUAACUCCGACUUUCUAUGGAGCUAUUAGAAACGAAGGGGCCAAACGUUGCUUGGAUGUGGGCGAGAACAAUCAUGGAGGGAAGCCACUGAUCAUGUACCCCUGCCAUGGCAUGGGAGGCAAUCAGUAUUUUGAAUACACAUCCCAGAGAGACCUCCGGCACAACAUUGGCAAGCAGCUUUGCCUCCGGUCCAAAGCGGGACCCGUGGAUUUGGGUGACUGCCACUAUGUUGGGAAACACUCCCAUGUACCUGAAAAUGAAGAAUGGGAACUGACCAACGACCACCUGAUUAAGAAUGUGGCAUCAAGCAGGUGUCUGUCUGGAAGAGGAGAACAUCCGUCCACGGCUCUCUGCAACUCUGCAGAUGCCUAUCAACUCUGGUACUUCAGCUAAAGGGCUCCGGGAAAGACCCACACAGCGUACGCAACGGCCUGUCACCACUGAACUCACACGGCAGCUUCUGUGUUCUUCCUCUCACGAUAAUGGGAGGCUGACGUCCAAGAGAAAAGGGGACCCAUUUCUGCUUAGCCACAUGCCUGUAACACAUUCUGAUGCCUUUUGGAAUGAGAUGGUCUGCAAAAUGCAGCCAACCUCAAGUGUCCUUAACGUUUCCUGUUGUCGAAGUUGCAGGCAGGUGUCUAUAUCUUUGUGUGUAUAUAUUUGCUCUUUAGAGGAACUGAGGCUCCAGCCUGUGGGGAAGACAAUGUCAGUGAAUUCUCCUGAGCUAGAUUUUUUUUUUAAAGCCCCUUGAGAUGAGUAACAAAUAUUUCUUAAUUUGCGUACUGGGAGCAAAGUAGAAAUUAGUGCCUUGAUAGCCAGCUGUAGAGCCUAUUGAAGGGAAUAAACUUCUCUGCAGGUUAUCGGGCGGGGAUGGGGGGGGCAGACUAUCUGAUGCCAAAGAGGAGGACUCUUGUCUCUGUUAGGUAGGAAAUGGAAUUUCUGAUCAAUGGUUCUGGGCUUCAUAGGGAGGUACUGAACCCUCUGCUGAAGGGUAGGUCGUGGGCAACACUUGCUCUUCAAUGGAUCGAUAAGGGUUUGCCUGCGUUGAACAUGGUAAACACUUGAGUGCAGUGUUGUUGUGUAGCUGAAGUCUCCAGCCCUUUGCACAGGCAGUAGCCAAUGCAUUACCUCAGACUUUGGAGAUCCUUGCCAACACACUGAAUAAACUGCUGAUGGCGCUGGAAACUGGGAAAAAAAAACCCUGCUUCCAAGGCAGCUAAUCCCUCUACCAAAGAGAAAUGGAAUUAGGCAGGAAGGCGGAUUUCCUGGCUCCUCACAAAGGAAUGAUGUCGGGCGUCCGGCUGCUGAGUACCUCCCAACGGCUUCAAUUUCCGGGGCCGACUGUGCCAUUUUUCCCGCUCUUUGGAUACCUGCAAUGUCGAUUCUCAGAGUCCUUCUACCUGACGUGGCUCCCCGCCAGCUCCAUGCAAUGGGCCGGCGCUCAGCAGGCUCGAUACAGUUUGCACAGCUUGAUUUUUUCCUGGACUGAGGAUGGUUCCUCCCUUUCCUCGAAGAUACUUCCGUGGCCUUGAUUUGUACGCUGUCCAAUGUGAAAAGCUGCUAACGUGCCUUUUUGAGGCUAGCGGGAGAAGCCGAAACACUUGGGGAAAUGGGGGGUGAUGUGGGCCUUCAUCGGAUGAAAGUUGGCUGCCAAACCAGACAGGAGUGAAAGAGAAUGUGAGAUUGAGGGGGGUUGUGUGUGUGGUUUUUGUUCAUGAAUGCCCUAUGGGGGUGGGAUCUGGAAUAAAGUGACACUGGAUAUUGUUCGCUGUCAUUGCCUGCUAGGGCAAAUAAUUGUUCCCAUGACUUUGUCUACUGUGUUUAGAUCUGUUUUGUCCAUGGACUUCCUGGAUGGGAGGCUAAUAUGUGGCUGUGAUGCUGUUAAUUCACUGAGCAGCAACUUCCACCGAACUGACAGGGGCCCAGGACCUCUUAUUUACUUGUAAAACUGAUUAGCAAUCACACUGUCAGUACAAUUCGAAAUCUAAGUGGAAAGUCUUGGAAUAUCUUGGAAUUCUGAGAAAUUUAAUGUUUUGAGGUGCGCUUUAAAAACUGAUUGAUUGGUGUCGGGGUCCACAAGGAAUUCGGUCAACCUCCCCCCUUUUUAAAGUAUACUGUCAGGUUUGGGUACCGCUUUUUAGCAUCUUUGAAGCAAGAACACUCGGAUGAAAGACUGAAGAUACAGACUCUUCCUUGGUUUUUCAAUAACAGAACUGCUGUGAGCAUCCCUAAGUGAUUGUUAGUUCAUUUCCCAGAAGGCUUCUGGUGUUAAGAUGAAACAGAGUGAUCUGCCCUGGCAAUCCUGGUUGGAAUAAACUUUAUAAAACUUU